AUGGAGACCAGGGAGGACAAAUCCCCGUGGCAGAACAUCAUGGAAGAGGAGGUUUUGAGUGACUCCAGGGCACAGGAAUCCAAAAGGGAAGAAAAGCCAAAGAGAUCCAGCAGGAGGAGGAGCUCCAAACUGAGCCCAGGGUGCUCUGAGGAGGAAAGACCCGCCCUGAGCCAGGAAGGUGGGAAGAGCUUCAGCCAGAGCUCAGAGCUGGCAGUCCGUGAGCAGCUUCACGGUGGGGAGAAGCCCCACAAGUGCUUGGAGUGUGGGAAGAGCUUCAGGCACAGCUCUGACCUGAUCCGCCACCAGAUGAUCCACACUGGGGAAUGGCCCUAUGAGUGUGGGGAGUGUGGGAAGGGCUUCAGCUGCAGAUCCACGCUUGUGACCCACCAACGCAUCCACACUGGGGAGAGGCCCUACGAGUGUCCCGAGUGUGAGAAGAGGUUUCAGACCAGCUCAGAUCUCCUCAGGCACCAGCGGAUUCACUCAGAGGAGAGGCCCUUCCUCUGCCCCAUCUGCGGGAAGGGCUUCAAGCAAAACUCCCACCUCAUCAUCCACCAGCGCAUUCACACAGAGGAGAG
Messenger RNA from Serinus canaria (Common canary), 578 nucleotides. RefSeq names its product zinc finger protein 397-like. NCBI's taxonomy places the organism in Eukaryota, Metazoa, Chordata, Aves, Passeriformes, Fringillidae. The record is from RefSeq and is a predicted model, not a curated record. The transcript has a single exon. The annotation marks the transcript as partial.